Saccostrea echinata is the source of this 776-nucleotide messenger RNA. RefSeq lists its product as uncharacterized. The coding region runs from base 30 to 665 and encodes 211 amino acids. Lineage: Eukaryota; Metazoa; Mollusca; Bivalvia; Ostreida; Ostreidae. The transcript is spliced from 5 exons. The record is from RefSeq and is a predicted model, not a curated record.
UCGGGUUCGUAUUUCAAUGGACACAGAAAAUGAUAUCGAAGAAACUUGCAAGACCCCUGUCAACCCUAUGUAACAGAAAUUUCCUCAAUCACAGAACAUUUGACCAUGGUAAAAAUGGAAAUAACUUCACACUCAACGGAUGUUCAGCAAUUUACAUAUCUUCAAGAUUUUUAACAGUCCGUGAACUAAUUUGUGAUCCUAAACAAAAGUUUAUAGCACCCCGCUUUGGGGAUUAUAUAAUAGGACGAAUAAGAGCAUUGAUUUUCAAACUGGAACACCCUGAUUUCAAGUUUAAAGAAACAUUGCAAGGAUGUGAGCAGGCAAUGUCAAUUGUUUCAGAUUUGAUAGCAAAGAGACAGUUGGAUACACUUCAGGGAAUGAUUGACCAAGAGGUUCUGAAUCAUUUGGAGACCAAAUUGGUAACAGCUUCUUGGGUGCAUCCUGUUAUAGUGGAUCCACUUGUUAAGAAAUUUGAUUGGAUUACAUUUAAAGAAAUAAAAAAUCCAGAUACAGGGUUUUCAAAGCUGUCACUAGAUACUGUGCUGUUUCUUCACUGGGAUGAGUUUCGUUUUAUUCAUUACUAUCAAUUUCAACGAUAUUUUGUUGGUGGCCCAAACCAAGAUUGGAUAAUUACAAACAUUUCAAUUCUAAGGAUGGACUUAUGAUUGAGCCUUAUGAGGAACCAUUAUAAAAAUUUGUAGUUACAGAAUGGAGUAAUGUCAAACUAUUGGACCUGUGGUGCUUGAUAUUUUAUUAAAAAUGAAUAAUUAAGAAAA